Messenger RNA from Catharus ustulatus (Swainson's thrush), 3645 nucleotides. Its product is annotated as Fc receptor-like A. Gene Ontology annotation, molecular function: transmembrane signaling receptor activity. The record is from RefSeq and is a predicted model, not a curated record. The coding region runs from base 2890 to 3618 and encodes 242 amino acids. NCBI's taxonomy places the organism in Eukaryota, Metazoa, Chordata, Aves, Passeriformes, Turdidae. Gene Ontology annotation, biological process: cell surface receptor signaling pathway. The transcript has 4 exons.
GCGUGUAGAAAAUGCUCCUCCCAUAUUUCGGCUGUUGUUCCUGGCUCCGGCCAAUUUUUUUUUUAAGCCUCUGGACUUCUUUUACAGAAUCUCUGGACUUCCCUGGCUUUUUUUUCAAGCUUCUCUCAACUCCAGGGUGAUCUGGAUUUUUGCCAGUUUUUAAUCCUGCUUCUUAGGGCAAACUCCAUGGCUCGAGGGCCAGCUAAUUUUCCCUGCCUAUUAUUUUGGGCAGAUUCCCUAGCUCAAAGGCUAGCACCCCUGCUUUUUGCAGGACUGGCUUUUGUCGAAAUCACGUCAGCUGGUCACCAGUUGUUGCUUUGGAUCCUCACACGGGGCACCAUUUGUUGCUUUGCGUCCGAGCCCCCCAGAGAGAGACGAUGGGCACACCGUGACUCUUUCGAUCAAAAACGUCUUUAUUCUUCCAAAAGUUCCUUUUGUCACUUCCUAAAUGUAUCUUUUUAAGCUCCUCUGAUUGGCCCAAAGUCUGGCUGUCCAGCCCCCUUUUGACCAAUUUUGGCUUCUUGCAGCCAGGCAGGGACCAUCAGACCAACCCCCUAACUUUUCUCGACUUUUCUCCUGGUGGGCUGUGUCCCACCAGUGUGCUUUUCCAUAUUUGGUACAGUAAAAGCCAGCUUAUACUGUGACACAUCUUAACAAGUCGCUCACAGUACAAACAAAAACAAAUCACAAAGAAAUGACAUGUUUUCAAUUCCUUGGGAUGCAUUUUUGCAUCCCACAGCAGGAUACGCUUGUGGAUGACACAGAGUGUGGAACCUCCCUGAGUGUCCAGCAGGUCCAUGGGAUUGUUCCCUGCCUGCUGGGCAGCAACCCAGCCCAUCAGGAAGGCUGGGCCAGAGUUAGGAACUCUUCCCAUUGUUCUCAUUCCCACCCUGAAACUUGAUUUACUUCCCAUGGAUUCUGCUCCCAAAAGGGCAGAAACUCUGUCCAUCCUUGGAGCAGGGCACAGCAAUCUGUGGAAAUGCCCGUGUGUCCCUCAGGCUCUGAUUCCCUGGGAAAUGCACUGCACCCUGCCCUCAAUUCCCCUGCCUGGGCACUCCCUGCUCCUGCUGGGACACCCCUGUGCCCCAGAGCCACGGCUGCAGCCCCUGCUCCACAUUUCCACACUUUUCCCUCUCUUCUGCUGCCCACAUCCAGAACCCAAACAUUCUUUCUGGGAGGUUCCAGAGGGCUGCAGGUUUUGUUCAAGGAGGAGGGUCCCGCUCAGGCUGUUGAGCAGAUCCUGGUGGGAUUUGCAGGAUUUUUGGGGCUCUCUCAGUGCCUUGGGGACAGGCACCAAAUGAUCAAUUGCUGCAUUUCCGGACUGGUUCCCUCGCAGCUGCCCCUGCAGGGGGGUUUCCAGCCAGCCCUGCUCUGAAAACCAUCAAAGGCCCUGCAGAGCCACUGCUUGGGCUCAGCCUGGCUUUUGUGCUUCUUGCAGGGCUGAGCAAACCACAGGCAGGCCUUUUUCCCCCACAGAAUUCUCACCUUUGCAGCAGCUCGAAAGCUGCGAGAAUCAAAGCCAAGGGGGCGGGGGGAGCCUCAGGUCCUGGCUGCCACCUGGGGCUGGCCAGAGCAGGGCUGGCCAAUGCCCAUCCCUGGGCACUGGGGCUGGGCCAUGGCUGGGCCCACCCUUGGAUGGCCACUGGCUUCAAGGAGGAGCAGUUUGGGAGCUCCUUCCUGCCUGGGGCUCCAUUCCCAAGCUGCUCUUGCCGGCUCAGAUCCUGCAGGGGAUGAGCCAGAAUGGAGAAGUCUGGAACCCCCCAGAGCCACCAUCCCCAGGACAGGACCCCCUUGGGCAGGAUGUGUCCCCCUGGGACAGGAACCCCCAGGACUGGACCCCUGGAUGUGCCCCCAGGACAGAACCCACCCCCGUGUGACUCUCAGCACAAACGGCCUCUUCCUUCUGCUGCAGGAGAGAGAAAGGGAAAGUGUUGGGGGGCACAGCCGGACACCCCCAUCCCCCACAGCCCCAUACUGCUCCCUGCAGAUCCCCCACCCUCUUUUAUCCAACCCUGGUGUCCCCCCAGCCCAUUCCCUGCUCAGGUGCUCCCCAGGAUUUCUGAGCCAGGACCUGGGUGUGAGCAGGCAAGGGACAAAAGAGGGGAAAAUAAGGAAAAUAGAGAAAUAAAGAGUGGAGAAAGUGAAGGAUGUGGGAGAGCACAGUAGCAGACUUACCCAGGACCCCCACGUGAUGCCUGCCAAGGAAACAAGCACCCCAGAGAGGCAGUGCAGGGCCCUGGGCCACCCCAAAAUUUGAGGCACCCAGAGAAGGAGCUGUGACCCACGGGCCUGCCCAGCCACUGCCCAUCCCUGGCACCCCCAUUCCCCUGAGAUUGCAAUCAAGGCACCCAUUCCUUAUGUCCCCCAUUCCUGGAGACCCCCAUGCCAGCACUGCCAUUCAGCAGGAUCUCCAUUUCCAGGGACCUCAUCCCGGCAGUUCCAGCCCCUGAGACCCACCAUCCCUUGGGGACCAGGAUUCCCCCAGGACCUCCAAUCCCCUAGUACCCCCAUCCCUGGGAUCCAUCCCAUGAUCAAAACCCCUGGAGGCCCUGUUUUUCUGGAACCCUAAUCCCUGAGUCUCAAUCCACCCAACCCUUUGGACCCCCAUUUCCAUGGGACCCCAUCCCUGGCACCCCAAUGCCCUGGAUGCCCAUCCUUGGCAAUCAGCACAGCCUCAGCCUCCAAAUUCUGGCAACGUCCUCACCAUGUCCCACCAUCAAACUCAUUUCCCACAAGAUCCCCACCCUGCCCCCAUCCUGUCCUCACCCUGCCCCCACCAAGGGCCACCAACACAUGGGAACGAGACCUGAGCUCGCUUCCUGUCCCUUGAUCCGAAGAGCCGCCAGCCAGGGGACAGGUGGCCCCAGCAGCGAGUGACAGCCAGUGCCCAUGGCCGGGGACAGCGGGAUGGCCGGGAAGGUGGCGCUGCUCCUGUGGGAGCGUCUUGUGCUGCAGCUGCCAGCACGGGCACUGCUGGAGGGGGACACGGUGACACUGCGCUGCCGGGGCUGGCAGGAUGGCACGGUCACUGGAGUACGAUUUUACCACGGGGACAAGGAUCUGGGGGGGGCCCUCUGUGGCACCGAGCUGUCCCUGUCCCCCCUGCAACUGCACCACAGUGGCCGCUACCGCUGUGGGGGCUGGGUGAACUCUGGGCCAUCACCGUGGUGGGAGAUGUCAGCGCCAGUGACAGUGACAGUGACAGUACAUGUGCCCGUGGCCAAUGCCACCAUCACCCCCGGUCCCCCGGCACUCCAGGUGCACCCAGGUGACCCCGUGACCCUGCGCUGCUCGGUGCAGGUGGGCUCAGCCCCUGUCACCUUCACCUGGCCGCACAACGGGCACCAGGUGGCCCGGGGUCCCCUCCUGGAGCUUGGGGCCGUCCAUGUGGGACAUUCGGGCACCUACCAGUGCGUGGCCACCAACCAGCUGGGACAGGACGGGCACCGCGUGUUCCGGGCACUCAGCCCAGAGCUGGCCCUGGAGGUGACACCACAGGGAACCACUGGACACCUCUGGAACACAGUGGCUGUGAAUGUCGGCAGGACCCUCCUGUACCUGCUCCUGCUCCUGGCUGUCAUCGGGAGCUGUCGCUGGUGGCACCGCCGGGGUGGGUGACAAUGGGGGGACAUGGGGGUCCCAGGG